This is a messenger RNA of Ananas comosus (pineapple), 2692 nucleotides long. RefSeq lists its product as uncharacterized. The transcript has 9 exons. The record is from RefSeq and is a predicted model, not a curated record. Lineage: Eukaryota; Viridiplantae; Streptophyta; Magnoliopsida; Poales; Bromeliaceae. Gene Ontology annotation, molecular function: oxidoreductase activity, acting on paired donors, with incorporation or reduction of molecular oxygen; iron ion binding; L-ascorbic acid binding. The coding region runs from base 186 to 1358 and encodes 390 amino acids.
CCCUCCCCCACCCCCUACCUCCAAACAAACCCUAAUUUCCCUCCCCACCCCACCAAACCCUAGCCCUAGCCCUAGCCCUAGCCCUAACCCUAAUCAUCCUAACCGUGCUCUCCGAAUUCCACCUCCGAUGCUCUUCGAGAGGUGAUACCCCCUCCUCCCCCCGCCCCCCCCCCCGCCCCGGAGCCAUGUCCACCGACGGCGCCGUCGAGAGACGGGAGGAGCCGCCGCAUCCUACUCCGCCGCGGAACGGGAACGGGAACGGGGUAGCGGCUCCGGCGGCGGCGGCGCGGCCGAUGUACGGGGACCGGAGGCUGAGGCUGAACCCUAACAAGGAGCACAAGCCGGAGCGGUACGACGACCUCCAGAGCGAGUUCGACCCCGUGAUCUUCAGCUCGCUGGAGCGCCACCUCCCCCCGAGCAUGCUCGAGGUGCCCCGCGAAGCGAAGGCCCAGUUCAUGAAGGAGAUUCUCGCCCGGUACUUGCCCGAAGGGGAGCGAACCAGGGUUCAGAGGCAUAAGGAGUAUAGACAGAAGAUAUUGUCAACCUAUCAGCCCCUACAUAAAGAGUUGUAUAACAUCCAUCCUUCAUCUUUCUUCAUACCUUCAUUUAUCAAUGCGAUUAGCAAUAAUACAGUAGAGAGUUUCAGAAAUAUAAUGUCAGAACCCUCUCCUGGAGUUUAUACAUUUGCUAUGCUUCAGCCAAGAUUCUGUGAGAUGCUAUUAGAUGAGGUAGAAAAUUUUGAGAAGUGGGUCAAUGCUGUUAAAUUCAAGAUAAUGAGACCGAACACAAUGAACAAAUAUGGUGCUGUUCUCGAUGAUUUUGGUCUGGAAGCUAUGCUUAACAAGCUGAUGGAAGAAUUCAUUUGUCCCAUUUCUAAAGUGUUUUUCUCUGAGGUCGGUGGGUCAACACUGGAUUCACACCAUGGUUUUGUUGUAGAGUAUGGCAAAGAUAAGGAUGUUGAAUUAGGCUUUCAUGUGGAUGAUUCUGAAGUUACUUUGAAUGUUUGCUUGGGAAAGCAAUUCUCUGGUGGUGAAUUAUAUUUUAGGGGUGUUCGUUGUGACAAACAUGUAAACUCAGAGACUCAACCUGAGGAAAUCUUAGAAUAUUCUCAUGUCCCGGGUCAAGCUGUGCUUCAUCGGGGCCGUCAUCGGCACGGUGCUCGUGCCACGACAUCUGGACAUAGGAUCAAUCUGCUCUUAUGGUGCAGAAGCUCAGUCUUUAGAGAGAUGAAGAAAUAUCAGAAGGAUUUCUCCACUUGGUGUGGCGAGUGCCAGCGUGAAAAGAAGGAACGACAGCGCCAAUCUGUUACUGCUACAAAGCUGGCAUUCCUUAGGGGUGCAGGUGGAUCGGUUAUCUGAACCAUUCUUUUUUGUUUGUUCUAUUUUGAGCUUCUUGUCUGUAUAAUAGCUUACCUGCUCUCAUUUAGAUUUUGGUGCGGAUAAUUUUUGUAAUGUUCUCUGAGUACUUACUCAAUUAGUUUCACCCCUCUUUGAGAUGUUUAUUGUAAGAAGGCUAUAUACACAUGCCGAAUGGGUGGAUCAAUAUAAGUAACUAUGUGAAAAAUGCCAGUUUGAAGUACACUGCAAAUUUGAUAAGCAUGAGCUUCACUUUCUCAUUCAUAUAAGCUGGUAAAUGCAAAUGUGCUAAAGUGUUAUCUCUUUUGGUUGUCACUGCUACUGUACCAAAUGAACAGCAUCUUCUUGAGGAAUUUGAUUUUCUCUUUUAAUUACGAGGAUUGUUUUGUGAAAUAUGUACUCAUUUGUUUGUCAUUAAUCAGUGUCCAUAGACUACUAUGAAGUGAAUGAAUCUCGAAUAAUUUUCUAUUUCCAUAUAUUCAUGUGGUAAUUUGGGCAUUGUCUAUCAAAAUGAAAUCAAAAUUUGUUCAGUAGUCUAAAUGCCAUUUAUCUACCGCAAGUGUUACUAUUUAUGUGACGAUUUUUUUUCCUGUGUUUGGGCAAAAUGAUGUCCUGAGCAGGUGUUCUCGAACGCUGGGUUUUCCAGAUCACUGAAACAUUUGUGGCACCGAGAUCCAAGGGUUUAGAUGAUCUAGAGCAUCCAUGCAGGGCGCUGUUUGUGUCUGCAUUGUUUUUAAAAGUGUUGCUAGUUCUUGUUACAAAUGUGACAUAAUGUAUCAUUCAUUUUACAGGAUAUCAAGUUGCGCCUGCGUUGUUCUAAAAGUGUUUUGAGUUCUUGUUAGAAAUGUGAUAUAAUGUAUCAUUCAUAUUACAGGAUAUCAAGUUGCGUCUGUGUUGUUCUAGAAGUGUUAUGAGUUCUUGUUAGAAAUGUGACAUAAUGUGCCAUUCAUAUUGCAGGAUAUCAAGUUUGUGUCUCCCUUGUUUUUAAGUGUUAUGAAUUCUUGUUAGAAAUGUGACAUAAUGUACCGCAUUCAUACUACAGGAUGUCGAGUUGUCGUGCUCAGCGAACCGCCCUUCGCCUUCGUAGAUGAUCAGGAGGGAGAUUUCGGAGAAGUUGCCUCCCAACCUGCUUGUGCUACUCCGGCGAGGCGCGGAGGGGAGGCUAUCCUCUUCUCUCUUCUUUUUCGCUUUUUUCUUUCUUUGGGUGUUUCCCACCUCAUUUUGCUCGUGUGUACAUUAAAAUAGGUUGAUGAAUUUAUUGUUUUAUUAAACAGUAGACAUGUAUUUAUUCCACAUUAUUGAACUUUAUGUUAAUGAGUUAUUGAAAUAGACUAUUA